AGGUAUUUAGUUGACAAAAUGUCAGAUUGAAGUUGUAUGCAAAUUUAUAACAAGAAUUUAUUAAUGUUAUUUUAAACUAAAGAGUAGAAUAUUCUGUACUAUGAAUAAUUUAAAUAAAACACUUUCUAUUGAGUUGGGAGAUUAUAUAGUAAUUCAAAGACAAAAAUAUACUAAACUUCAGAAAUUUAGUCAAUUAGAUGGAACCACAAAAUUGGGAAAAGAGGAGUUGGAGCUGAGAGGUAUUUUAAAGCAACCAUACGGUUCUACCUUCAAAAUGUGUCCGAAAGAAUCAACAAAACGUGGAGGACGUGGAAGCCAAAGACAAAAUACAUUGCAGCUGUGUACAGAAACUGAGUUAAGGAAUAUUCGCGAUAUAUUAGGUAUAUCUGAAAGCGGCGCUGACAAUCGAAACAUACGCGAUAAUGGCGAAUCACAAUCUUUGGGUCCUGUGGAUAUUGAAUUGUUACGGGAAAGUUGCAACGAGUCAACAGAAAUCAUUAAAAAAAUAGUUGAAAAUUCGAAAACGUUUCAUGAAAAAACUGCCUACUCCCAGGAAAAAUAUUUAAAAAAAAAGGAGAAAAAGUAUUUUGAGUUUGUCAAAAUUCAUCGUCCAACCAUACGAUUAAUUACAGAAAUAUAUUUCCGACAGGAUGCUGAAAAGAUUAUGAGCAUACGUAUGGAUACAUUAUCACAGAUUAUUAGCUAUUCUGGAGUAUGUGGUCUAGGUGAUUAUUUAUUGUAUGAAAGUGGUACUAAUGGCCUGUUACCAGCAAGCAUAUUAAAUUCCAUUGGUGCACAAACUGAUGCCACAUUAGUUCAUAUGCAUCCAGGCAAUAUUCCACAAAAACAGGCUUUGCUAGCAUUAAAUUUACCUGAGGAACAACAAAACCGAUGUAUAUCUGUAAAUAUAUAUUCAGUGCUAAGAGAAUUUUAUAGAAUCCAUAAAAACGAGAGUGAAGAUAAAAAUACAAUCAUAACUGGAACAGAAACAAAUGAGUUAACUCACAAUGAAUAUGUGUCCUCUGCUGAUAAAGAAUCAAAUCAAUCAACUGACAACGGAUGUAUACUUACAGCAGAUAUGGAAGCAGCUGAACCAAGUUGUAAAAAGCAAAAACUUAGUGAAAUAGAAGCAGAAGGAAGUAAUAAAGUAGUGGCUGAUGUUAUAAAAAACGACGCAGCUGAAAAUUCAGCUACACCGCCAUUAAAAUGGCAAAAUGAGAAUAGUCGUGCCUGCAAAUUAAUGGCUAAAAAAUUUGAUUCUCUAGUUAUAGCAGCCAGAGAACAUCCAGCAAGCAUAUUAAAAGAGUUACUAUGUUUUGUAAAACCAUCGCGUCCAGUUGUCGUGUUUAGCCUUUGCAAAGAAGCAUUAACAGAGCUAUAUGUUGAACUUAAAACGGAGUCCAAAGUUACUAAUUUGCAUUUAACAGGAAAUUGGUUACGAAUGUACCAAAUACUACCAAAUCGUUCGCAUCCUGAAGUUAAUAUGAGCGGAAAUAAUGGCUAUUUAUUAUGUGGAUACACUGUCAGCUGAACAAUAUCCUAAACAAAACAAUUAACCACACAACAUUAUUUUAACCGAAAAUAAACAAUUUCGACUUAUUGAUGUUUUUA
Teleopsis dalmanni is the source of this 1611-nucleotide messenger RNA. RefSeq names its product tRNA (adenine(58)-N(1))-methyltransferase non-catalytic subunit TRM6 (gene Trmt6). The coding region runs from base 101 to 1531 and encodes 476 amino acids. Lineage: Eukaryota; Metazoa; Arthropoda; Insecta; Diptera; Diopsidae. Gene Ontology annotation, cellular component: nucleus; tRNA (m1A) methyltransferase complex. The record is from RefSeq and is a predicted model, not a curated record. The transcript is spliced from 2 exons. Gene Ontology annotation, biological process: tRNA methylation.